This is a messenger RNA of Scophthalmus maximus (turbot), 3352 nucleotides long. RefSeq names its product janus kinase and microtubule interacting protein 1 (gene jakmip1). The transcript has 23 exons. Lineage: Eukaryota; Metazoa; Chordata; Actinopteri; Pleuronectiformes; Scophthalmidae. The record is from RefSeq and is a predicted model, not a curated record. Gene Ontology annotation, molecular function: kinase binding; microtubule binding; GABA receptor binding. The coding region runs from base 643 to 3186 and encodes 847 amino acids.
CACUCACGUUGACGUCGACACGGCCAUCGAUACCGUUUCAUUUAUUUAUUUAUUUAUUAUUUUUUACUCAUGUGUGCCAUAGAAAACGUAUAGGAACGGAUGACGUCGCGCGUGAACCCAAGCGCGCGCUUGUGUAUGUGUGUGUAUGUGUGGGGGCGUGGAGGAACAUGUCAGCGUGCGGCGCGAGAGGAGGCGGAGGCGGAGAAGCCCGGGGCUGAGUCCAGUCUUUAGCUGGAGGAGAGGAGGCUGUUGUCAGUGGAAAUACAACUUCAGCUGCAGUGUUCACCGGGGGAAUAAAGUUGCAUAUGGUCGCUGUCUGCAGUGAGCGGAGCUCCUCUGCGUCUUCUCGGCGCUCGACGGUGAGUGAAACGAGCGGCUCACCCGCCGCACCGACGACCAGCCUCCCUUCCUGGAUGUGAAGCGAAUCAAAGGCGGGGACGUUUUUCCACAUCGGGCCACUUUGAGACCACCGGAACCUCCAUUGCGGAAACUCUCCACAUCCUCCAGCAAUGAUGUAGACCUGACAACCACAUGAUGAUGUUGCAGAGUCUCUCAGGGAGGAGGAGCAGCGACUGACACUCCCCCUCAAUUUCGCCGCACCUGUCUCUCUUAUGUCCGUCCUGAUUGGGUGGGCAGACUGCUAUGUCAUCGACCACACCCCCUUCGGCCCCACCCCUUAAGAAGGGAAGGAAGCCGGAGGUGAUGGUCGACUCAGUGCCAGCCACCAAUGAAGAGCUGAGGAGCAAACUCAUGGACGACCAAAUCGAGCUGCAGCAGGAGCGGGGCAAGGUGUGUAAGCUCCGAGAGCGGCUCCAGGAGCAGCGGCAAGCGCGGGAGCUCGAACAACACAAACAUGCUGUGGCACUCACUGACCUGCGCGCCAAACUCCACGAAGAAAAGCUACGCGAGACAGCAGCGACCCGUGAGGCCCUGGCACGGCAGCAUGAAGUCGAGCUUGCACGGGCCAUCAAGAUCCGGGACGCGGAGGUGCAGAGGCUCCAGGGGCUCGUAAACGCACUGAGAGAUGGAGCUGCUGAUAAGCUCAAAAAUGCUCUUCUCGCAGAGGCUCGGGAGGAGGCCAGGAGGGCGUUUGAUGGGGAGAGGAUAAAGCUACAGCAGGAGAUCCAGGAACAAAAGACAGCCAGGAAGCAGGCUGAUGAGGCUCUGGCAAAUGCUCUGCAGGCUGAUAAAGCGAAAGCAGUCGAUCUCCGCACAGCCUACCAACAUCACCAAGAUGAGGUGCAUCGUAUCAAACGGGACUGUGAGAAAGACAUCCGCCGACUGAUGGAUGAGUUGAAGGCGAAGGACCGGGUUGUGUGUGCUCUGGAGAGAGAGCUUGGGCUGCAGGCCGGCUACACCCAGAAGCUUCAGCUCCAGAAGAUAGCCCUGGAUGAGCAAUUGGGGCAGGUACGAGAGGCUGAGAGACACAACCACGGCAGCCCCAAGAGAGAGGUGAUGCCCGGGUUUGGAGACAACACCGACCAGCUCAACAACCAGGAAGUGGAGGAGCGCGACACGAGAAGGUUCCAGCUGAAGAUUGCGGAGCUCCACUCUGUUAUCAGGAAACUGGAGGACAGAAACGCGCUGCUGGCCGACGAGAGGAAUGAACUAGUGAAGCGAGUGCGAGAGGCAGAGAGCCAGAUGAAGCCCUUGUUUGAGAAGAACAAGCGACUGUCCAAGAAGAAUGACGACCUCUUGCAAACGCUGCAACGUAUGGAGGAAAAACUCAAGAACCUGAGCCGCGAGAACGCUGAGAUGAAGGAAAAAGCCACUUCCUCUCGGCCCCCUUCACAACAAUCCAUGCAAACGCAGCUGAAGCGCCCAAGUUCCCUGACAGACCUAAGCCAUGCCCACGAGGAACAGGAAGUGGAGUUUCUCAAGAUGCAAGUUGCCGAGCAACGUGGCAUCAUCGAUGAGCUCACGCAGGAACGUGACCGAUUGGCGAUGAGCAAAAAGAACAAGAGGAAACCUCUCAAACUGUCAAAAAGGCAUGUUGUGGAGACAUAUUUUGGAUUUGAUGAGGAGUCCAUAGACUCUGAGACCUCCUCCCUCACCUCCUACAACACUGACCUCACCGACCGCACGCCUGCCACUCCAGAGGAAGACCUGGAAGAGACUGUUUCCCGUGAGGAGUCGGAGCUUCGUUUCCGUCAGCUCACCAGAGAGUACCAGGCUCUUCAGCGGGCAUACGCCCUCCUGCAAGAACAGACCGGGGGCUCUCUGGAUGCUGAGAGGGAGGCCAGGACACGUGAGCAGCUGCAGGUGGAUCUCGGCAGCUGCCAAGCCAAGAUCAUCGACCUGGAGAAGGCCUUGGCAGAGCGAGGGCAGGAUUCAAAGUGGGUUGAGGAGAAGCAGUUCUUGCUCAGGACCAAUCAGGAACUUCAUGACAAGAUGUGUGCAUUACAGCAGGGGGAGUCGCGGCUUCAGGCCGAGGUUCAGGACGCUCGCGACCAGAAUGAGCUGCUGGAAUUCAGGGUGCUGGAACUGGAAGAGAGGGAGCGCAGAUCUCCAGCCCUUAAUCUCCACAUGUCUGCGUUUCCUGACAACAGCAGCAGCGCACUGCAGUUCUACUGCCACCAGCAGGGGAUCAAGGAUGUAAUCAUUCCUGAGCUGAUGAAGAAACUGGAUAUCCUGGGGGACAAUGGGAAUCUCAGAAAUGAGGAGCAGGUAGCAGUGAUCCAGGCAGGGACAGUGAUAUCGCUGUGUGAAAAGUGGCUAAAGCAAAUAGAUAGCACCGAGGCCGCACUCACACAGAAGAUGAUCGACCUGGAAAAUGACAAGGAGUUGUUCAGUAAGCAGAAAGGAUUUCUCGAAGAAGAGUUGGACUAUAGGAAGCAGACCUUGGACCAGGCUUACAUGAGGAUCGAGGAGCUGGAGGCCACGCUGUAUAGCGCUCUGCAGCAGGAGCAGCCGGCAUGCCGAGCAGUGGCUGAGUCGCUGACAGACAGGCAGAGGGAGGAGCUGAGGCUUGCCGUGGACAAGCUGCGGCGUCAGAUUCUCCGGCAGAGCCGGCAGUUUGACAGUCAGAUCUUACAGGAGCGCAUGGAGCUCCUACAGCAGGCCCAGCAGAGAAUUAGAGAGCUGGAGGACAGGAUUGACUUGCAAAAGAGACAAAUAAAGGACAUUGAGGAAAAGUUUUUGUUCCUCUUUUUGUUUUUCUCUUUAGCAUUUAUUCUUUGGCCUUAAUGAAAAUGACCAUGGACCUACAUCAGGUGUUAAGGUGCUGUGGAGACGCGCAAGGAUGAAACAAAACCUAAUUGUUUUUUAUGCAUUUGUAGACAGCUCAGAAAAAACCCUAUGGCCUUUUUAUAUAUGUGCACUUUUGCAGAAGACCCUUACCUGGAAUGCAAAC